Messenger RNA from Aplysia californica (California sea hare), 3830 nucleotides. RefSeq names its product tripartite motif-containing protein 2. The transcript has 2 exons. Lineage: Eukaryota; Metazoa; Mollusca; Gastropoda; Aplysiida; Aplysiidae. Gene Ontology annotation, biological process: proteasome-mediated ubiquitin-dependent protein catabolic process; protein polyubiquitination. The coding region runs from base 226 to 2049 and encodes 607 amino acids. Gene Ontology annotation, molecular function: metal ion binding; protein binding; ubiquitin protein ligase activity. The record is from RefSeq and is a predicted model, not a curated record.
GCCGUACCAUAGUCCGCGAUUGGCGGAACAGCUUCGAUCGCGCCUCUUCGCAACGUCACAUGAAAUUUGAAAACGGAAGUUUACGGAAGUAGCGAAUAGCGAAAGGGAAAUCCCAAAACACAACACUGCUGACUGCUGUAUCACUGUUGUGUGUGUAACUGUUUCGUGUGUUUUAGUUUCCGAGGGGCAAUCCAACAAGCUGGAACUCGAUACGACACAGCAAGAAUGUCUGUUGUAAGCUUGAGGACUCAGAUUCGGGAGGAUCAUCUUACGUGCUCCAUAUGUUGCGAGGAAUUCAAAAACCCGAAGGCUCUUCCGUGUUUACACACUUUCUGCGCAAAUUGUUUGAGAGACUACGUGGUGGGAAGAGGUUAUGAAUCUGUGGGUAGCUUUCCCUGCCCAGUCUGUCGAGCGAAUACACAACUGCCUGCUACAGGGGUGGAUGGCUUUCCAAAUAACCACCUUAUGUCCUCGCUUUCCCAUACAAUGGACAGUGCAAACGGGCGACCUGUGCCUAAACCACGCCGGUCUCUCGGCCAGAACCCUCCCCCACAGUCCACGACGAUGAAUCAGGAAAUAAGGCACAAUACCAAUACAAACAUUAACGUAGAUGCUCCUGCCAUGAACUACAGACCUGAAGACAACAUGUCACUACCACCACCGUACUCCAGUGUGGCGGACACAAACCCUGCAGCUGAUUCUGUAAAUGUGGUGGAUACUUCAUCCUGGGAUGCCCCACAGAAGUCUAAGGUUUGUUCAAAUGAUAAUGACCCGAGCUGGAUGGUGGUGCCUCGAGAACAACCUGCCACAGUUGUGGAUCCAGUUUCUCCCGGAGACUUCUGCGUUGUGUCGGUCACUCAGCCCAGUAACAUGUCUACAGGUGGAGGCGGUGGAAGUGCGUCUUUUGCACCACAGCCACCGGGGUUUGGGUGGAAUUUAGGUGCUCUAGACCAAGUUCCCAUGAACUCAGGGGUGCCAACGCCGACUCAAAGAGGACCCGAGUUCAACACUGCUAGAACAGUCAACACUCAUGACCCUGCCAUGGCUGUGAAUCCACAGAGCUGGCCCAGCAGACCUAACCCUCCCGUACCGGCCCAGUCAGCGCCGCCUCUGUAUCCUACAGUACCGCAAGGGUCAGAGUUUUCAUCUACGGCUUGCACAGAGAACCUCAUGCUUCGAUUUGGUAAACAAGGAUCCAGCGUGCGGGACUUCUUCAAGCCUGUGGGUCUGACAGUGAGCAAGGAAGGAUGUUACAUUAUUUCUGACAACGGGGGAGAGCAGAGUAGAAUUUUUAUCUAUAACAGUGGUGGGGAACUGACUGCUGCUUUCAAAACUGGCUACCGUGUCAAAGAUGUUACUAUGACGAAGAAAAAUGAAAUAUUUGCUGCUGUUCAGAGCAACACAGCAGCUUUCCGUCACUUCACGCUGGGAGGCCAGCUGAAGGGGGAGUAUGGGAAGUUCUUUACAUACGAAGCACCGUGUGGAAUUGCUGUGUUGAGUUCAGGCGGAGCCGUGGUGACAGGGACUCAGAAUCACUCUGUUUAUGUUUUGACCGAUCAAAUGAAACUGGCCACGAAAUUUGGACGUAAGGGAAAUGGAGACGGAUAUUUUUUGUCACCUGCUCACGUAGCGGUGGAUUCUAAAAAUCACAUCAUCGUCACGGAUAAACAGAACAAUUCGGUGCAGGUGUUUAACGCGGAGGGAAAAUUUAAACUGCGGUUCAACGCGACAAGAAGUGGUCAGCUUCAAGCACCACUCGGCGUAUGUACGGAUAACAAAGACAAUAUCAUUGUAGCCGAUAGUGGAAACGGGAAAGUGGAAGCGUUUUCUUCGCAUGGUCGCUGGCUGAGCACUGUGGUGAGGAACACCCAUGAACUUGGCGAAAAAGUGAAACCAGUGAACGUGGCCGUGACCCCAACAGGAAAAGUGGCUGUGUUGCUGAGAGGGCCAUAUUUUGCAGAGGUGCGGGUGUACACAUCCCAUCAUCAACAAAUCUCCCAGGAGGAAGGCCCUUCUCCUUGCCUGAAGAUAAGAAGAUCCUGUCGCUGAAUGCAACAUCCCUGCAUGGGUAUCGAGUUCUUCAUUGUUAAUCAUACUCAUCACCAUUCCUGAUUCUUCCCGCACCGACCAUCCCCAUCUGAUCAUGAUCUCUGAGUGCAGUGCUGAAAUUUUCAUCAUGUUAUAAUAUUCCCCCACCGUAAGCGAUUUUUGAUACGGUAAAUAUGUUUAAUGCGUGAUAUUAAAUUGUCAUAUUACAAAAUGACUUAAUACUUUAUGGGUUUUUUCCGAGAGCUUUGGGUACAUGGCAAGGUUUGGUAAAAUAGUGACCCAAAAAUUUGCCGACAACUCUACAUUAUUGUAUGAGUUUUGACAUCAGACGAACCAGUAGAUAGGGGUACAGUGUGCGAGUAAGAGCAAAACCUUGUUGGAGUAAAAUCUUUGUUGAUCAAAGGCACAAGACAAUAUAAUAUUCAGUUUGUUGGUUUUCCAGGAUUUAAAUCAUUGCUACUUGAGCUAGUAUAGUUAAAGCACUGACAAUAUAGAAAUUGAGGGCGGCUACCACUGUAUAUAAUAUACAUUUAGUUUUUCACUUAACAAGAUUCUCAUAUUUGUCUAUAUUAUGGACUGUGGUAUUAAAUAUUCUUGGACUUCUACAAUAUAAUAUAAUUCAUGCUUUAAAGAAUUUGUUUUGACUAUUGUCAUAAACAUAAGCAAUUUUGGCGUUUGUCAACAAAUUUUUGGGUUUGCUGUUGUUCGAACAAGUUUCACCAUUGCUGGUGUGAGUUUUAUCUAUGUCUUCUGAAAGCCAAAAUAAUGAUUGAAAAAGCUUGACCGUAAGAAGUUGAGGAUAAUAUUUUAACUUUUAUUCUCUCAGAAAGUCUUUUGUCUUUCCAAAUGAAGCAAAAUAAACGAGUUUUGCGUUUGUUUGAAGACGAUCAUUAGUUUUAGUGUUUGACUUUGAUUGAUGUAUUGCUCGAUAAAAUUUUUUGUUGUUGAUUAAACGAUGAAACCAUUUUGCUUUAUUGACAAUGAAUUUGAUCGCGAUCAGUUGCAUCCAUACUAGUAGGAGAACGCAAGUAGAGCUUUUUGAUAAAAUACGAAUCUGCACUCUCACAUAAGCUUAAUCAUAUUAUAUAAUAGUAGUACACAUCCUGUAGGUCUGGGUGGAAUAUUUAACACCUACAAUUUGUUGUUCUCAUAGUGUAGUCUGUGAUGUUCAGAAUCAGGGGGUCCUUUUUCAACAAGCUGGUAUCCUGUUGUCUACUAUCACAUUAUAUUCAUUCAUUACAUUAAUUAGACCUUUAAAAAAAUGUCUGUUAAAAUUUCAUCAAGGUAACACUAUCAGCUGUCACUGUAACUGUAAGUCAGAUGCUGACCAUGGAGCUGGAGUCAAAGCUUGGGGCGGUUCCCCGAUGUCCGAUACGUUUCUUCAUCUUUCAUAAUGGAUACAUUGUACACCUUGCAGUACAACGGUAAGCUCGAGAGACUGGCUCACUCCGAACUCACUGUAUGUUUUCCAAACAGGUCAUGUCUUGACCGUCCAGAAAACUAGCUAUGUGCUCUCUCUACAAACCCGAAACUAAUGAAGAAACUGAUUUUUGUGGGUGAUUUUUUUUUUCAAAUGAAAAAUGCUUGUUCAGUAUGUAUGGCUGCCGCCAUCGUACCAAUUUUCUGCAAAAUUGGACAUGUGUAUAUUGUUUUUCUUUAGACUUGGCUGUGUCAUGUAUACUGACAAUAAUUGGGAGGCGUCGUCGUGAAAUCAGGCACUCGUCAAAAUAAUGAAAUCUAACAAAUCAGCAUUUUUCUGCCUGUUGGGCAAUUUUUAUGCA